UUCUGGUUUAUAUAAAAUGAAUGUAAAUUGUAAAAUGAUUUCCAAAAUUGAGCAGUGUUGUAAUUGAAGAGGGAACUAGAUUAGGUGGCGAGUGAAGAGAAGAUCGGUGAAGGAGUGAGGUAGCAACAGCACUGCCACUGCCACUACCAAUAGCAGAAUGGGAACCUUGGGCAGAGCUUUCUACGCCGUCGGAUUUUGGAUCCGCGAGACCGGCCAAGCCAUCGAUCGCCUCGGCUCUCGUCUCCAAGGCAACUACCUCUUUCAAGAACAGCUAUCUAGGCAUCGACCUCUGAUGAAUCUGUUCGACAAAGCUCCCUCGGUUCACAGGGAUGCAUUUGUGGCCCCCAGUGCCUCCCUCCUCGGCGAUGUCCACGUUGGCCCAGCUUCCUCCAUUUGGUAUGGAUGCGUUCUCAGAGGUGAUGUUAACAGCAUUACUAUUGGAUCUGGAACUAAUAUACAAGACAAUUCUCUUGUUCAUGUUGCCAAGUCUAAUUUAAGUGGAAAAGUCUUGCCAACUAUCAUUGGAGAUAAUGUCACUGUAGGUCAUAGUGCUGUGUUACAAGGAUGUACUGUUGAGGAUGAGGCAUUUAUUGGCAUGGGUGCAACCUUGCUUGAUGGUGUAUAUGUUGAGAAACAUGCCAUGGUUGCUGCUGGAGCUCUUGUCAGGCAGAAUACAAGGAUCCCUUAUGGAGAGGUUUGGGGAGGUAAUCCGGCAAGGUUCUUGAGAAAGCUCACAGAAGAUGAAAUGACCUUCUUCUCACAAUCUGCCUUAAAUUAUUCUAAUUUGGCUCAGGCUCAUUCUGCUGAAAAUGCAAAAGGACUCGAUGAGACUGAAUUUGUAAAGGUUCUUCACAAGAAAUUUGCUCGUCAUGGUGACGAAUAUCAUUCAGUGCUAGGUGGUGUUCAAGAAACUCCUACAGAGCUUAAAUCUUCAGAUAAUGUUUUGCUAGACAAAGUUCCCAAGGCUUAGUUUUUAUUCCUUCUUUUAUAGUGUCUUUAUGUGCGAUUUUCCAGAGAAUGGCUGCUUUUGUUUCCUGUAAGUUUGGAGAGCUCACACUGUUAUCUCUAAUAUCAACACAUGCUGCACGAGUUGGCAUGUGGCUUUGCUCACUGUGCCCAAUAAGAAGCCUUACUUUUUGUUUCUUGAUAAUGACUACAAUGGAACAGUUUGGUAUAGUUCAGUCAUCCAGGGACACACAUCUACAGUUUUACAGCACUGUAGUUGGGCAUGUAUUUUAAAAUAAAGAAUGUCAAUUCAGAUGUGCCGGUUGAACCUGUAUUUUCAUGGAUUAUGAUAUUUCUUUUCUUCGCCCCAUGCCAGCUAUACCUCUGCUGUCUAGGAUGUUAAUCACCACUGUUUUCCCCUUC
Messenger RNA from Glycine soja, 1368 nucleotides. RefSeq names its product gamma carbonic anhydrase 1, mitochondrial-like. The coding region runs from base 158 to 970 and encodes 270 amino acids. The transcript has 5 exons. Lineage: Eukaryota; Viridiplantae; Streptophyta; Magnoliopsida; Fabales; Fabaceae. The record is from RefSeq and is a predicted model, not a curated record.